CCUUCUAAAAUACAAGCUGAAUACUACGCCGAACGCCGUCAGACAUCAGUUACGGUUUCAUGGACAGAGCCUUCUAGCACUGGAAACGUGGUAGGAAGGAGUCUGAUCUGUUCCGGUAACAUGACGAACGGAGGGUCUUUCAGGGGCUCAAUAGACGGUCAAAAUUACUAUUGUACGCACACAAUAACAGACUCGUACGGACGGAAGGAUUCAUGUUAUUUUGGUUUCAAAGUUUUCUAUUGUGCUUGUACUGAGCCCUCGUCGUCGGCAACUCGUCGCAAACGUGAAUGCACACACAAUAUGUUGUAUGGUAGCGAAUGCACGUUUGAAUGCAUAGAUGGCUACCGAAUUCCAAUUGGAGCACCUGUCAAAGCCACAUGCGAAAAGGGGGAGAGUAAUUUAAUGAACUGGACCACAUUACCGGAAUGUGAACAAAAAAGUUGUCCCGCACCUUUCGCACCCGCUAACGGAUAUGUUUCUUGUAGAAGUCAAACUUACGAGUUUGACACCGAAUGCUAUGUUUCAUGCAAUAAAGGUUACCGACUGGAAGGCUCAUCCGUCAUAAUCUGUCAAUCGGACGAAAAAUGGUCGAACACGACGAAAGCUGCUAGAUGCAUAGACGAUGAACCGCCGGUAAUCACGUGUACAAAUCACGUGGUUUACGCUGUCAGAGGCACAUCAUACGCGCCAUUGGAUUGGACGGACCCUUUAGUUACUGACAACGUUGAUCACAGUCUGAAAGCUGUUAAGCUUUCGGGAUUUAAUAAAGGAGAUGUGGUUAAGGAGGGUAUUUACAUCAUCCAAUAUCGAGUGACCGACACCGCUGGAAAUUACCAUCCGCUAUUGUCAGAAUGCCGCGUAACCGUUGAAGUAAAACUUGUGAGUUGUCCGCCCUUGUUACCCCCUACUAACGGCGCCAUGACCUACGACAGCAUCAAUUCCAGGCCACUUUACGUUAUGCUGUGUCAGUCUGGGUUUGACAUUCCAGUCGUGGGUCGUUCCUUUACUGGUAGACUAAGCUGCCAGGACAGUGGAAAAUGGUAUCCUUUGGAUAAGUUCCCAGACUGCAAACGUCCGACGUGGGGCGAUAUGGUCCUUCUUGCAGAGCUUAUCUAUAAGGGAAACUGCGCAGAUGAAAAAAUCAAAGCUGACAUCAAGGAAGCCGUCUUAAAAUACCUCAGCACAAUUGCAGAUGAUAUAGAAAGAUCCAUUUGUCCUGGUCGUAAUUGUAAAUUUUAAUAAAGACUCAAGCCGAAACGUCAAUUAAAAUGUAAUAAGAUGAUUUAUUAUUACUAUAUUUUCCUUAUAAUCAUUACACUAAGAUAACCCGGAUUUUUAAAUGUAUUCCGUUUUGUGUGUCUGUGUACAUUCAAACUGUGCAUUUAAAUUGUCAUAGAAUUUUUGUCUUUAUCGAAACUUAGUUUAAACCACACUAUUUUAUGGUAUUCCUAUCGACGUUUACAUUUAUGCAUGAUAAACACACAAUCCGAAAUACGUUUUGCAUUCGUUCGAUGCUUUAUUUUAAACAAAUAGUUUAAUGUUAAAAACCACCACGUCCGACAUGACAUACAUUCCAGAUAAUCUAACUAAAACUAUUGUGUUUCGUCACAGAAAUGACGUCACACGAUUUACUACAUUUACUAUUUACGAAAUAAUACAUUUCGUAAUAAAAAAUCAAAGCGCUGAAGGUAUUUAAAAAUGAAUAAAAUGAAUAUCUUAAGCAAACGUAUGCUCAUUGAUGAUGUUUCCAUUAAAAUACAAUGAAGUUUGUAAAUACAGAAAAGGGCUUUGUGUUAUUCAAUGUGUUUUGGAUAAAAGUGGGGAUGUCCGACAAACUGCAGUUGUUUGCUCUUUUUACCUUUUUAAUAUUAUAGUCACGGGAAAUGAAGUUCUACUUUUUAAGGUAGCUAAUCGAGCAGCCACGAAAGAAUAAAAAUUUCUGCGAGCAUUAUAGUUACCAUCAACUAAUGCACAGAAAGAAUCGGCUUUCAAUUUGAUUUGUUCUCCCCACUCAUUCCAUCCCGCGAAUCCCUUAUUCUCCUAAGCAAGGUAAUCAUGCUAUUAUACAGCAUUGCAGUUUACCUUUAUAUUUUUUUAAAAGGUCAGAUAGCUUAAUUGUAGAGCAACCCAGGCCGGUAUCAUUAGAUGGCUCAUGUGUGGUUUCGGGUUCGAAUCUCGAUCUGACCUUCGUAGGUAAACUUUAAUAUUUUGAUUCAAAUAUUAUCUUUAUUAAAGUUUUUUGCUAGUUUCUUCUAUUUAACAUAAAUCGAGCUCGCUUUGAGGCUUUGCCUUAUUUCAUAUUAAUAAACAAUGUCCCAGAAUGAGCAAGUUGGCAUUGAUGGGAAAUGACAUCGUCAAGUUUAAAAGACAUUACAUAUUGUCAAAACCUUAUGAAUUACUUUAAAAUAAGGUGUCAAUUUAGGUUUUUAUUUUUAAUCAAAUAUGUUACUGACAUGCGUUUCGCGUAAAUUUUUUUACGACCAUUUAUUUUGCUGUUUUUAUCGCGAAUUUGUAUGACGUUGGACUACCUGUCAUAUAAAAGUUGUGAGAAAUGCAAAAAGGGUUGCGAGUCACUAAACAUUAUAGCAAUCAAUGCCUAUUUUCGCCGGUGUGAGUUCACUUGAUUCAUUUUUUAUUUGUUACUUGAUGUUAAAUGUCCAACGAAUUAUUUUAGUAGCAUACUUAAAUAUUUCCAUUUUUUUACAAUUUCCAUUUUAAAGUCUAGAUUUCCCAGCAUUCAAAUAAUCACUAAAAUUUCAAUUCAUUUAUUCUCUUACAGUAUGUAUCAAUAAGUUUGAUGUAGCUUAUAGGCCUAUCUCUCUUUGAGCGUUUGAUUGACAUGCAUGUUACACUUGCUUUUGUUUUGCGUAUGUCUUUUGUUUGCCUUAAUAUAUUUUUUCCGCUUUUUGUUGUGUUACUAUUUCAAUAGCUGCAGUGUUCAGCUCAAGUAACUCAUUUAUGUGGUACUUCAUAGUGUGUGCCCAUGGGUGUGUGCGCGUUAAUACUGAUUUAUGAAAUAUCAUGUAGUGUAUGUGUUAAGGAGAACAUUUUAUUUUAUUUUUUUAUGUGAUUUUAUUAAUUAGCCUGUGGAUAUCGCGUAUCGGUGUAUUAAACCUUUGUCUUCAAAUAAAAAAAUAUUCGUAAUAAAUCAAAGAACACA
Messenger RNA from Dreissena polymorpha, 3160 nucleotides. RefSeq names its product P-selectin-like. The record is from RefSeq and is a predicted model, not a curated record. NCBI's taxonomy places the organism in Eukaryota, Metazoa, Mollusca, Bivalvia, Myida, Dreissenidae. Bases 121 to 1239 code for a protein of 372 amino acids. The transcript has 7 exons.